Messenger RNA from Carica papaya (papaya), 2321 nucleotides. RefSeq lists its product as uncharacterized. NCBI's taxonomy places the organism in Eukaryota, Viridiplantae, Streptophyta, Magnoliopsida, Brassicales, Caricaceae. Gene Ontology annotation, biological process: glucan catabolic process. Gene Ontology annotation, molecular function: beta-glucosidase activity. The record is from RefSeq and is a predicted model, not a curated record.
UGGAUAUUAUCUGCGUAUGAGAUUUAGCUAGUAGCUUUCUAUGAAAUAUGAAGAUUGAUUCCUUUUUACAAGUAGCUUUUUCUACAAUCCAUGUCCUUUUUUCACCUAUAUUUUCUUAGGAAAUGAUUCUAGUUCACAAAAAUAUACAGAGAUCAUUAUAGAUUGCUGUAUCCAUUUCCCUAAACUGUGAUUAUAAUUGAACUGUGUGAUUGUUUCUAUGUGAAAGCAAUUUGAAGGCAGAAAAUGGUGAGAACUCCCUUCUUCCUCAUGGCAUUUUUAGUGUUUUGCUGCAUGGCAAUGGCAGAGGCAGAAGAGUACACGAAAUAUAAAGACCCAAAGCAGCCAUUAGGUGUUCGACUAAACGACUUACUCAGCAGGAUGACAUUAGAGGAAAAGAUAGGCCAAAUGGUACAAAUCGAGCGCAGUGUUGCCUCUGCUCAGGUCAUUAACGAGUAUUUCAUUGGGAGUGUAUUGAGUGGGGGAGGUAGCGUUCCUGCUAAAAAGGCCAAUGCAGAGACUUGGAUCAACAUGGUUAAUGAAUUUCAAAAGGGUGCUUUGUCAACCAGGCUUGGAAUUCCAAUGAUUUAUGGCAUUGAUGCCAUUCAUGGUCACAACAAUGUCUACAAUGCAACAAUCUUUCCUCACAAUAUUGGUCUUGGAGCUGCCCGGGAUCCUGCACUUGUUAAGAAGAUUGGAGCUGUAACUGCAGCUGAAGUUAGAGCCACAGGCAUUCCAUAUGUGUUUGCACCAUGUGUUGCGGUUUGUAGAGAUCCAAGAUGGAUUAGGUGUUACGAAAGCUAUGGUGAAGAUCCCAAAAUCGUGCAAGACAUGACAGAGAUCAUAUCGGGAUUACAAGGCGAUAUCCCUUCUAGCUCCCAAAAGGGUGUUCCAUUUGUUGAUGGACAGAAAAAGGUAGCAGCUUGUGCCAAGCACUAUGUAGGUGAUGGUGGAACAAAUAAAGGGAUCAACGAGAACAAUACUGUAAUAGACAGACAUGGUUUACUCACUAUCCACAUGCCAGGCUACUAUCACUCGAUCAUCAAAGGAGUAUCAACUGUCAUGGUCUCUUUCUCCAGCUGGAAUGGUGUUAAGAUGCAUGCUAACCACGAUCUUAUUACCAAUUUUCUCAAGAACACCCUCCGCUUCCGGGGUUUUGUCAUCUCAGAUUGGCAAGGUAUCGACAAGAUUAUGUCUCCACCUCACUCUAACUAUUCAUAUUCCAUCCAAGCAGCAAUACAAGCUGGUAUUGAUAUGGUCAUGGUUCCAUUCAACUACCCAGAAUUCAUUGAUGGUUUAAUCUUCCAUGUGAAGAAUUACAAUAUCCCCAUUAGCCGAAUUAAUGAUGCAGUAAAGAGAAUCUUGCGAGUCAAGUUUGUGAUGGGACUCUUCGAGAAUCCUCUAGCCAAUACAAGCCUUGCUAAGGAGAUUGGAAGUCAGGAACAUAGAGAAUUGGCUAGGGAAGCCGUGAGGAAAUCACUUGUGCUGUUUAAGAAUGGAAAAUCUGCUGACCAUGAACCAAUGAUUCCCCUUCCUAAGAAAGCAUUGAAAAUACUAGUAGCUGGCAGUCACGCACACAAUCUGGGUUAUCAGUGUGGUGCUUGGACAAUUGAGAUAAGAGGGUUUAGUGGCAACAACCUCACAACUGGUACUACAAUCCUUACUGCCAUUAAGAACACGGUUGAUCCAGCAACAAAGGUUGUGUACAAUGAGAACCCAGAUGUUGAUUUUGUUAAGUCAAAGAACUUCUCUUAUGCCAUUGUUGUAGUAGGCGAGCACCCGUAUGGACCAAUAGAGGGUAACAGUGAGAACUUGACAAUACCAGAACCUGGUCCAACGACCAUCAAAAAUGUCUGUGGAGCUGUGAAAUGUGUUGUCAUUAUUAUUUCUGGCCGCCCUGUUGUGAUCAAGCCAUAUGUAUCCACGAUGGAUGCUCUUAUUGCUGCUUGGCUUCCAGGAACUGAGGGUCAAGGUGUUGCAGAUGCUUUGUUUGGUGAUUAUGGUUUUACCGGAAAGCUUCCAAACACUUGGUUCAAGACUGUCAACCAGCUCCCUAUGAAUCUUGGUGAUCGUCAUUAUGACCCUCUAUUCCCAAUUGGACACGGACUCACCACUCAACCUAUUAAACCUAACUAGGAACCCUGCUUCACAAAUCAUGUCAAUUAUUGCAGAAAACUACAUGUGAGAGAUGAUUAUGACAAAAGUACUUACUUUGAAUUACAAGAAAAAAAAUAUGAAUUUCAUUAGAACAAAAUCAAUUUAAAAAACCAUGAAAUAAAUUUAUUUUAGUCUGAUCAAACAAAUAUUUAUCACCCAAGAAAAAA